Molecule: messenger RNA, 1502 nt
Organism: Sphaeramia orbicularis (orbiculate cardinalfish)
Lineage: Eukaryota; Metazoa; Chordata; Actinopteri; Kurtiformes; Apogonidae
Gene: mis18a
Product: MIS18 kinetochore protein A
Exons: 5
Coding region: 38-622 (194 amino acids)
Biological process (GO): CENP-A containing chromatin assembly; chromosome segregation
Cellular component (GO): chromatin; chromosome, centromeric region; nucleus
Source: RefSeq, a predicted model, not a curated record
CGCGUUAGUUUAAAGUAGUCUGGAGUAAUUUAUAAAAAUGGCGGCUAGAGAAAGAACAACAAAACGCCAGUCAAAACCUGUGAACCUAACCUUUGAAACUUCCAGUACAAACUCGUCCGCAGUCGAGGAAAAGUUGUUUCGCCAAGCGGAGGAGGUGGACGAAGAGGACGGGCCUGUGGUGUUCAUCUGUGGGAAGUGUAAGCUGCCAGUUGGAGAUUCAAUGUCCUGGGAUGGAAGUGAAGAUGGAUCAAACCAGAUACGACUAAAACGUGUCACUGACAAUGUCUUGGUUGGAAAAAACUCAUGCAUGUAUGAAGCUGGUAAAAGAUCUUACUGUCUGGUUGUGGAUCUUACCUGUAAAGGCUGCGACUCAGUGCUCGGCAUGGUUUAUGAAUCCACACCUAAGAAACUGGACUACAAGAGAUUUGGUUUCUACUUCAAUGUGGCAGACAUUGACAGCUAUGUGCUGGGCUCUGCAAGCCAGAUGUUGGCAGCAGAGGGCCCUGAAGAGCAGCCGGUCACACUGGAGUACAGAGGCAUUGUGGAGCAACAGCUGACAGAGAUGAAAAUGCUGGUUGUGUCCAUGGCUCAGAGGUUGGAGGAGAUUGAAGUCAGCAUUUAAGACGGAUGUCAUGAGCCCUGACAGUGAUGAACGUCAGAUUGCCUUGGUGGAUGUUUUAUCAAGGCACUGGACAUGAAGGUUCAAUCUAAUCUUCACCCUUACCUUCACCCUCAACACGCAUUCCCUCAGUUACACAUUUUGUCCUAGCCUCACCUUGUGCACAAACACCUACAAAUGCACACGAUAGCUUUUACUGCGCUUUGUCCCUAUUACCGAUGGCGAAACAAAGACCGCCUGCACUUGUAAUCAAUCAUGUUGUCAGCCUGCCUCCUGAGGUGCAUGGCAACAUCUCCUCUGUAUGUCUUGGAGCACAGUGAAUGUACGCUAUGAGCAGAAUGUUUAUUUGUGCUGGAUUUCAUCAGGCGUUCUGCGCACUCAGCACAAUGCUGUAUUGAUCUGGCCAUGCAAGGCCACACACACAUACACAUUUUCUUUGUUCCCUUCCUCAAGCGUGGAACCCUGAAGCCACACUGUGUUGCAGGGUAUUUGCUUUUUUCACCGCGCUGUUUCCCGGACUCACGACUGUUCAGCAUUUAAAAAGAUAAAUGCUUUUCGAUCAUUUAAAAAAAGGCUAGUUAUUGAUUUAAGGAUUAUCUUAAGACAUCUGUUUAUAAUGGAGCUCUUGUUCAAAUAUUGCCAGGAUUUUCUUGUUCUUGUUCAAAUAUUGGUAGAAUUUUGUCUUAAAACCUGUCAUUUCCCACUAAUUGUUCUCAACUUAUAUAUAUAUGUAUGUUUUAGAUAAUUUGUUUUUGUGUGUUUCAGUUGUACAAACAUAUUGUCUUUUAAUGUUGGUAUGUAAUAAAGUGUUUAACUGUUUCCAAAAUGGAGGAAGUCGUGAUGCGGUUUGUCAGUUUUAAAUAAUGGAUUGAACAAAAUAAGA